Armigeres subalbatus is the source of this 2765-nucleotide messenger RNA. RefSeq names its product chorion peroxidase-like. Gene Ontology annotation, molecular function: peroxidase activity; heme binding. Gene Ontology annotation, biological process: response to oxidative stress. The transcript is spliced from 4 exons. NCBI's taxonomy places the organism in Eukaryota, Metazoa, Arthropoda, Insecta, Diptera, Culicidae. The coding region runs from base 235 to 2601 and encodes 788 amino acids. The record is from RefSeq and is a predicted model, not a curated record.
UCCAUGGCGCCGGCAUCCGGUACGUUAACCUUGCACUUGUUCAUUUGUUUGCUGUAUUGCAAAAGCCCAAAACUCACAGUUGCAUGUGAACUCGUCGAAGGCGAAGGUCAGCCAGGCCUACAAAGAGUUUGGGUCCUGCGGUCGAGUGUUUGUCGGCCGAUUUUAAAGUGAAGCCUGCUCCAAUAGAAGAAACACUCCGUUCUGAGUGUAUAGUAGAUAAGUGAAUAUUGCACGAUGGCGAGGAAAGGUUUGCUUCUGAGCCUUUUGCCAGCUGUGUUGUGCCUGUGGUUUCACCCCAUUGAUGUCCAGGGUAGACUGUUGGCGGCGGGUUCCGAUAUAAGUGCUAAUUUAAAUUACUCGGUCGUUCAGCGGCCGGAGAAAAGUGAUGGGUGCAAACAAAAUGAAGUUUGUAUGGCGUCUGUCGAAUGCUUCGUAGAGGUAGAUGUUCAAGCCAACUUGAAACCAUGCUCUACUGUGCCCAAUCUUGAUGGCGUUUGCUGUCCAUCAACUAGCCUGAAUGAAUCUAACAGUUCUAAACACAUCGUUGAUCAUUCCACCGAUCACCUUGUGGUUGAUGCCCUUCACGAAGGUCGUCGCGAGUUUGACGAGAAGCUUCGCCAUGAAGAAAAACACCGAACAGUGAUGACUGCCAAAAAGAAACCGGAAUCCAUGUUUCACCGUAUGUUGCACCCAGGAGCUGUGCAUCAUGGCAAGGACAUCCCGAAUCCGGAAGAGCAAGUCAAUGUUUACGGGCAUGUUUUCGCCAGUCGAAAAUUCGCCGAGUUGACCAAUAUGACCUUGGAGGACCGCCAGGGCGACCGAUUUGCGAGGGUGCCCAGAGCUAUACGGAAACGAUGUUUGCCGCCGGUUCCUUGUAACCCGAAUGCCCGAUACCGAACCAUUGACGGAUCGUGCAAUAAUCCGUUGCCGGAACGCACCAGCUGGGGCAUGGUGGGAUAUCCAUUCGACAGGGUUCUACCGCCGGCGUACGAAGAUGGCGUUUGGGCUCCAAGGGUUCAUUCGGUAACUGGAAACCUACUACCGAGUGCUCGGACCGUGUCCGCAACACUCUUCCCGGAUGCUUUUGGGCCAGACCCUCGACUAAAUAUUUUGUUCAUGCAAAUGGGUCAGUUCAUUUCGCAUGACUUUGCACUGAGUCGCGGUUUUACUCUUCAAAACGGAGGCGCUAUUGAAUGUUGCGCCCCGGAUCUUUCUGGGCCACUUUUCGGACCACAGCGACACUUCGCCUGCUUACCAAUCGACGUUAGUCCGAACGAUCCAUUUUAUUCCCAGUUUGGAGUUCGCUGCUUGAAUCUGGUACGGAUACAACUGGCCCAAGGACCCGAGUGCCAGCUAGGCUUCGCUAAACAAGCUGACUCCGUUACCCACUUCCUGGAUGCGUCAAAUGUGUACGGUUCGACUGAUGAUCAGGGUGCGGCACUUCGAUUAUUCCAGCAGGGUCGCUUGCGCGAUACGUUCCCAAGUGGAAUAGAGCUGCUCCCAUUUGCAAGAAAUCCGCGAAGCUGUGUCCCUUGGGCUCGUGUUUGCUAUGAAGGUGGUGACAUCCGGGCGAACCAGUUGCUGGGAUUGACCAUGACACAUACAUUGUUCCUUAGGGAACACAACCGGCUGGCAGUAGGCUUGAGUCAGCUUAAUCCUCACUGGGACGAUGAAAAGCUGUACCAGGAAGCGCGAAGAAUUUUGAUAGCCGAAUACCAGAACAUAGUUUUCAACGAGUUUUUGCCGAUUCUGCUUGGCCAUCAAAAAGCACAACAGCUGCGCCUGCUCGAUCCAAUUGACAGUUACAGCAAUGUUUAUAACCCAGACCAUCCACCGAUGGUGUUGACUGAAGUCGCCGCAGCUGCUCACCGGUACGGGCAUUCUCUCGUAGAGGGUUUCUUUAGAUUCCUAACACGCGAAGAACCCCCAGAGGACGUAUUCAUCAGGGACAUUUUCAACGAUCCCACGAAGACCCUUGAGCAGAACAGCUUCGACAUCAUGAUGUUCUCCUUCGGGCAGCAACCAUCGGAGUCGAUGGAUCGAUUCUUCACAUCCGGAUUGACGAGGUUCCUGUUCCAAGAACGCAACCCAUUCGGGUCCGAUCUGGCUUCGAUCAACUGUCAAAGAGGUCGUGACGUUGCCAUGCGUUCAUACAACGACUACCGCGAACUGACCGGUCAAGGUCGUGUAACCGAUUUCAACCAGCUGGGAGAAGUCGGUGCCCUGUUGGCGCAGGUCUAUGAAUCCCCCGACGAUGUCGAUCUUUGGCCUGGUGGAGUGCUGGAACCGCCGGAGAAUGGUGCCGUUGUAGGACCAACAUUCGCUGCCCUGUUGGCCGAUGGGUACUCUCGGUUCAAGUUCGGCGAUCGGUACUAUUUCACCAACGGUCCCGAGGUAAAUCCGGGGGCGUUCACGUUGCCGCAACUGAAUGGACUGAGGCGGACAACGCUUGCUGGCCUCAUCUGUGCCAAUGUGGACCACAAGGAAGAUUUUUACCAAGCGCCGGCAGCUUUUCUGCAGUCCAGUAGAGAAAACGUUCCCGUGCCGUGCUUGAAUUAUCAGAGCAUACAGCUAGAAGCAUGGCGUGAGGAAGGGUUUUAAAUUUAUUUAAAAAAGUUGUUUAAAUGUUCGGAGUGCUGUAACAUUGUCAGAGAAUUAUUUGUUGUUGAAUUGUUUUUAAUUUAAUUUGUAUUUUUAUUUGUAAAAAUAUGUUUGUUGCUAUGUCCAAAAAUCAUAAAUAAAGCUUUUUAUGCUUGAAUAAGAAA